UGUAUACAUUAGUAAAGUCAGCUGUGAGAAGUGGCUGGCGACCCUUCCAUGCUGUGAGGCUCCUUCACGUCCAGGACAGACUCCCUCACACAGGCAGGCUUCUCCUAUCAUGGACGCAGCAGAGCUGGGAGCGAGAAGCGGCAUGAAAUAAGAGACUGCACAAAACUCUGAGGGAGGGAGGACACCUCACAGCGCCCGAGCACAGCACCCAGCAGCAGCGGCCAUGGACAAGGCGGCUCAGCAGCAGCACAGCGGCGGGGGCAGCAGUAACAGCAGCAGCCGGAGCAGCAGCAGAGCCACCUCUGCAGGCUCCUCUCCCUCCUCCGGGGCCCGGGGACUGCUGGCAGGACCCGGCAGAGUCAACCAGCAGCAGGCGCUGGCAGCGGCCGGGAAACUGGAUGGCGGAGCGGCGCAGACGAGCAGGGAACAGAGACAAGUGGCGGAAGGAAUGCUGUGCAAGUACACCAACCUCCUGCAGGGCUGGCAGAACAGAUACUUUAUAUUGGACUUCGACUCUGGUAUUCUGCAAUAUUUCAUCACUGAGGCUAGCAAAACCCAGAAGCCUCGAGGAUUUUUGUCUCUUUCUGGGUCUGUGAUUUCACUCAGCGAUGAGGCCCCCUAUAUGAUAGUAGUGUAUUCUACCAGUGGGGAAGUAUAUAAACUCAGAGCCGCUGAUUCCAAGGAGCGACAGUUUUGGUUGACUCAGCUUCAAGCAUGUGCCAAGCACCAUACAGAGUCCAAGAGCUCUUUGUCUCAGAGAGCCAGAAGCGUUUCAUUGCUUCCCCAUGGAACUGCCAAUUCCUCAUCACCUGGGAGCCAAAGGCACUUGACACACAGCGGCCCAAGUGUUGUCACCAUCACACAUCACAAGUCCCCAGCAGCUGCCCGAAGAUCGAAGAGCCAGAAUCCUGCCCAUCUCCAUGAAGUCAAAGAGGUGAUGGCUGAGGUGGAGGGGCAGCAGAAGAAUCUGGUACAUGCAAUUGAAUCCCUUUCAGGCUCGGGCCCUCUCUCUGCCUUGGACCAGGAUUUACUCCUACUGAAAGCUACCUCAGCCGCCACCCUCAGCUGCCUUGGAGAAUGCCUCCACAUACUACAGCAGAGUGUUUAUCAAGCUGGACAGAACAACAAGCCUGUCAUGUCAGAAAGCAUCCUUGGAUGGCAUGGACCGAAGUCGCAUUCUACGGAAAACCUCAGAAAUGGAAGUUAUAGCUCUCUGACAACUACUACAGCCAACCUCACAUGGCCGAUACUGCCAAGCAUGCCUAAAGACUAUCAAAUACUAGAUCAAGAUACUGAGGCUGGUCCUCCUGAGGCAGAGGAUGAGCUGACAGACACCGAAGAUAAUGAGGAAAAAGAUUUAGGCGUCAUGGAUGAUCAGCGCAGUGUAAUCCUCCACCUUAUCUCGCAGCUCAAGCUUGGAAUGGAUCUUACCAAGGUAGUACUACCAACCUUUAUUUUGGAGAAAAGAUCCCUACUGGAAAUGUAUGCAAACUUCAUGGCACAUCCAGAUCUCUUCUUGUCCAUUGCAGCUGGGACAACCCCUGAGGAAAGAAUGAUCAGUUUUGUGGAAUAUUACUUGACAGCCUUCCAUGAAGGUCGUAAAGGAGCAGUUGCCAAGAAACCCUAUAACCCAAUUAUAGGUGAAACAUUUCACUGCAGUUGGAAUGUUUCCAAGAACAAAGUGAAACCUUGUAGAACUCACUGUGCCUCUGUUCAAGCCAAAGAAAUGAACAUAGCCCAGGGAUCUGAAAGUGAAGCCUACAAAGUGCGUUUUGUGGCCGAGCAAGUAUCUCAUCACCCGCCGGUAUCUUGUUUUUACUGCGAAUGCAAAGAGAAGAUGAUGUGCGUAAAUACCCAUGUUUGGACCAAAAGCAAAUUUCUUGGAAUGUCUGUUGGUGUUUCAAUGGUCGGAGAAGGGGUGCUCAAGCUGAUGGAGUAUGGAGAGGAAUAUGUAUUUACUCUUCCCAGUGCCUAUGCUCGUUCAAUACUCACUGUUCCCUGGGUGGAAUUGGGAGGUAAAGUCAAUAUUACCUGUGCCAAGACAGGAUAUACCGCCACAGUUACAUUCCACACCAAGCCUUUCUAUGGAGGAAAGGUGCACAGAGUCACCGCAGAGGUUAAACAUAAUCCCACCAACAUAAUAGUUUGUAAGGCCCAAGGGGAAUGGAAUGGAACUCUAGAAUUCACAUACAACAGUGGAGAGACUAAAGUCAUAGAUACUUCUAAGCUGUCAGUUAUCAGGAAAAAGAUUCGACCAGUGGAGAAACAGGGACCUACUGAAUCAAGGCGUAUAUGGGAAAAUGUCACCAAUGCCCUAAAAGCAGAUAAUAUUGAAACAGCAUCUGAGCACAAACACCAACUGGAGGAAAGACAGAGGGCAGAAGCAAGGCAGAGGGCAUCUACUAACACUCCAUGGAACCCAAAGUAUUUCAUCAAAGAGGGUGACGGCUGGGUAUAUGUGAACCCUCUCUGGAAAACUCACUAGCGGCGGGAUUUCAAGCCUCCCAAGAGCUCUCUAGUGCUUCAUAUGGAAAGCUCCCACUAUGAACAUACACUUGGAUGAAAAAACCCAGAUAACAUAUCUCUGCAGCUGCUAGCUUAUCUGUGUAUUCAAAAGCCAUUCAACUUCACUAAGUGUGUACAUAUAUAAAUAUAUAUAUCAAUGUUCACAUAUAAAUAAGUGUAUAUACUCUGAGUAUUCAGGUUUUAUAAGCCCUUUUGAUGUUUUAUUUGCCAAAUGAUUUUGCACUCUUCAGGUAAAAAGACAACUUCUACCUGCAUUUAAAUAUUACACAUUCUAUCAGAUUUUAUUAUAAUUGUAAAAAGAAAAGCGGACAGAUUUUACUUACUCAGAACAUCUCCCCUUAAAGAAGACCUGUCACUGCUCCUGACAUGCCUGGUUUAAUAGUUUCACGCAUUCCCCAUGUAGUAACAAUUCUGGAGCAUCUAUCCUUAUGGCUCUAUGUUGUACCAUCCCUUUAUUAUUUCUACUAGAAGUUAUGAAUGAAUUGCUAGCAGUCUGCAGUAAGGGUACAGAGGAGAGGUAACCAGAUGGAGGUGUGUUCC
Messenger RNA from Bufo bufo (common toad), 3066 nucleotides. It is a transcript of the gene OSBPL10, whose product is annotated as oxysterol binding protein like 10. NCBI's taxonomy places the organism in Eukaryota, Metazoa, Chordata, Amphibia, Anura, Bufonidae. Bases 224 to 2485 code for a protein of 753 amino acids. Gene Ontology annotation, cellular component: cytosol; intracellular membrane-bounded organelle; membrane. Gene Ontology annotation, molecular function: cholesterol binding. The transcript has 12 exons. The record is from RefSeq and is a predicted model, not a curated record.